GAUCCACCACCACCGAGGGAACCAUGGGAGUCUCCGUUGGAGCGCAAAGCCAGAAGGCAUCGAGAGAAGGUUCAGGCACACAAAGCGGCACAGAAGAAGAUCAUCGACACCUAUGAUCCUCACAAGGACGCCAAUGCAAGCGGUGAUCCCUUUAAGACUCUCUUUGUUGGCCGCAUAAGCUACGACACGACAGAAAAGAAGUUGAAGCGAGAGUUCGAAGUCUUCGGGAGCAUCAAGAAGGUUCGCAUGGUCUACGAUCAGAAGGGCAAGCCGAGAGGAUAUGCAUUCAUUGAGUUCGAACAUGAGCGCGAUCUGAAGAAUGCCUACAAGCAGGGCGAUGGCAAGAAGAUUGACGGUCGCCGUGUCAUGGUGGACGUGGAGCGCGGCCGCACAGUCGAGGGCUGGCUUCCUCGCAGGCUUGGUGGCGGACGAGGACCUGGUCGCCAAGGCAAGCCUUCCAAGAAGAAGCAGAGGAGGCUCGCGGAAACCACUGAGAAGCUGAAGGAAAAGGAGAAGGAGGAGAAGGCAGACAAGAAGAAGGACAAGGAAAAAGACAAGGAUAAGGAAGAUGAUGACAAGAAAGACAAGAAAGGAAGAGACAAGGAAAAGGAGAAGGAAAAGGAGCGCGAGCGAGAGAAGGAGAAGGACAAGAAGAAGGACAAGGAGAAGGAGCGCAAACGCGAACGCUCUCGCAGCCGCGACCGCGACCGCAAGAAGUAG
This is a messenger RNA of Symbiodinium necroappetens, 720 nucleotides long. NCBI's taxonomy places the organism in Eukaryota, Dinophyceae, Suessiales, Symbiodiniaceae. The record is from the annotation of a GenBank genome assembly.